Messenger RNA from Saprolegnia parasitica CBS 223.65, 974 nucleotides. RefSeq lists its product as hypothetical. NCBI's taxonomy places the organism in Eukaryota, Oomycota, Saprolegniomycetes, Saprolegniales, Saprolegniaceae. The coding region runs from base 60 to 854 and encodes 264 amino acids. The transcript has 2 exons. The record is from RefSeq and is a predicted model, not a curated record.
GCUGGAUCUCUGCCACGACCACAUCGCGUAGGCCACUUCGCUUCUGCCAUAGGACCACCAUGCGCCUGCUCUCGCUAGUGCUCGGGUGCGCGGCAACAGCAUGCGCUGCGACAAAUGACACGUGGCCGCUCGUGUGCCAAACGCGCGGCGACGACCUCUGUGAUACGGCGACGGACGUCUGCCCGCCGUGCGUCUCGAGCGCCAACAUCUCGAGCCCUGUCUGCGUCGGCUUCAACACGAGCGGCGUGUGCCCCGACGGCUUUUACGUCUGGUCGGUUCCGAACGUGACGCUCGUGCCGGUGCCAGCACCAACCUCCGACACGAUCACGCUGCCGCCAACGACCACGCCGGCAGGAACAACCGAAGCGCCAUCGACAAUGAAGCCGACGACGACAUCGGCCCCCACAACAACUGCGCCGACAACAGCUGCGCCGACGACGCAGCCCGACUCGGACGCCAACACGCGUGCCGAGAUGGAGCGACGCAAGGAUGAGCGUGCCGAUGUGACGACGAUGGGUAUCAUCGUGGUGGCGGUGGCCGGCACCGUCGCCGCCGUGGCGUCAGUCCUCUUUGUAAAGCGAUCGAAGCAUCGGCAAGAGACCACCAACGUCCAAACACCCCGGCGCGACGUGCUGAUUACGCACCGUGCGGCGCCAGCAGUGGACGGCGAAAGCCACGAGAAGCGAUACUCGGACUGGCUCGAGAUCAACGCGGUCGUGUCGCCGCAAGCCGAGGUCGACCUCGUCAAUGGCACGCCGCUGGAGCUUUGGGACGAGCUCCCGAUUCUUCAGCGCAACCGUGAGCGCGAGCUGACGCUUUUGGAGAACCACGAGUCGACCGAUUCAGUCCUUUAGCUACCAUCUCAACGUUCUCGUCCACACCACUGCUUGCAUGGGCUGUAUCACUAGCAAUAGGUCUAGUACUAGCAUUAUUCAUCUCUUUAAGAAGCGUCGUCCACCGACGCCUUGCACGCA